Molecule: messenger RNA, 1158 nt
Organism: Aureobasidium musti
Lineage: Eukaryota; Fungi; Ascomycota; Dothideomycetes; Dothideales; Saccotheciaceae
Source: the annotation of a GenBank genome assembly
AUGCGAUUCUCUCUGUCAACGAUGCCUCUUGUGGCUUCCAUCGUGCUCAAUCUCAUUCAUGUCAAGGCAUGGCCAGCAAUGGCCCAACAACUUGCUGAGAUCUCUCGCCGCGCGCCUCAAGCAGUAGCCCCAGACGUCCCCUUCGAUGGCGACAUCCAAAGGGUUGGUCUGGGAGAUGUCAAANACGGUGGCACCACUCCCGUCGGUACAAGCGUCUACAACAUCCUCAUGGGAACGGAAGCUGGGGAUUCAAGUGUGGCUGGUUACAAGCCGCCUGGCAUAGUUGGAACCAAGGCAUGCAAAGCUGACACCUGUUGUGUAUGGUGGUGGAUUUCACAAGCCAUGACUGUUGCAUUCACCGGACCGACGGGCAGAUGUAAUGGAUUUGCUCGUGCAGCCAUCCGGUUAGGCUUCCACGAUGCGGGCUCAUGGUCAAGCUCUCUUGCAGCUGCUGGUCAAGACUUUGGUGGCGCUGAUGGAAGCAUCAUCCUAUCAGGCACUGAGAUCAAUAGAGCAGACAACAACGGCUUAGCAGCUAUCGCCAAUCAGGCUCUUCUCUGGUCCAAGCUGUUUAACGUCGGUGUUGCCGACAUUAUUCAAUUCGCAGCUGCUCAUGCAGUCGUUACCUGCCCACUAGGACCUCGCACCCGAGUCUUUGUUGGACGUAAGGACAGCACCAAAGCCGCUCCCGAAGGCUUGAUGCCUUCUGUCACGAUGACUGCAGACCAGAUCAUCAGUCUCUUCGAGGACAAGACUAUCCAGCCUCAUGACCUUGCUGCUCUUCUCGGUGCUCACAGUACAAGCCAACAGUUCAAUGUUGACAAGACGAAAGCUGGCUUCAGUCAAGAUUCUACAGUGANNCCUGGCGUAUGGGACGUCGCCUUCUAUAAUGAGACGUUGCAACCGAGAACAAACAGCAAGGUCUUCAAAUUUCAAAGCGAUCUUGUUACUGCAAAUGAUUCGAGGGUUAGCGACGAGUGGCAGAAGUUCAUUGGGGAUCAGAGCCACUGGAAUGGGUGCAGGNACUAUGCUUCCGCCUAUGUCAGACUGAGCAUGCUUGGUGUCAACAACAUCAACAAUCUGACAGAAUGCACAAAAGUCUUGCCGGCUGCGAAACUCACAUUCCCAGGGGCAUCUACUCCUGGCCUUCUCGGUUGA